AUGGUCAGGGGGCGGGGCUGCAACGAGAGCUUCAGGGCCGCCAUCGAUAAGUCCAACGAUGGACCAGCUGACGAGGAUGAUGAUGAUCUGUCAGACCAGAGUUGGGGACUGGAAACCCUUGCCAGCGGCUCCUCUCGCCAGGGAGUGGGGGAAGCGACGAAGGAGAGCAAAGACAAGAAGAAGAAGGCCAAAGACAAGACGAAAGAGAAGCAGCACAAAGGGAAAGGAAAGGAGAAGAUAACAGAAGCUGUGGACGAGUCAGACGAGAAGACGAAAAUGAAAGGAUUUGGAUUGCUGAGGACAAUGACCCAACACACCUCCAGGCUGUAUAAGGGCUUUUCAACUAAGGAGAGUGAUGGAGUGCUGCAUCAGAUGACCUGGCUUCCACAAUCACCUGACGUCAAACAAAUGGAAAUGGUUCUAGGAUGAGUUGGACUGCAGAGUGAAGGAAAAGCAGCCAACAAGUGCUCAGCAUAUGUUGGAACUCCUUCAAGACUUUUGGAAAAGCAUUCCAGGUGAAGCUGGUCAAGAGAAUGCCAAGAGUGUGCAAAGCUGUCAUCAAGGCAAAGGAGGGCUAUUUGAAAAAUUGCAAAUACAAAAUAUAAUGUAUUUUGUUUUGUUUAACACUUUUCUUGUUACUACAUGAU
This is a messenger RNA of Salvelinus fontinalis (brook trout), 647 nucleotides long. Its product is annotated as partitioning defective 3 homolog B-like. Gene Ontology annotation, biological process: cell adhesion; establishment or maintenance of epithelial cell apical/basal polarity; establishment of cell polarity. The record is from RefSeq and is a predicted model, not a curated record. Gene Ontology annotation, molecular function: phosphatidylinositol binding. NCBI's taxonomy places the organism in Eukaryota, Metazoa, Chordata, Actinopteri, Salmoniformes, Salmonidae. The coding region runs from base 1 to 429 and encodes 142 amino acids. Gene Ontology annotation, cellular component: adherens junction; cell cortex; apical plasma membrane. The transcript has 3 exons.